This is a messenger RNA of Hirsutella rhossiliensis, 2280 nucleotides long. Its product is annotated as MULE transposase domain-containing protein. Gene Ontology annotation, biological process: regulation of DNA-templated transcription. The transcript has a single exon. The record is from RefSeq and is a predicted model, not a curated record. Bases 1 to 2280 code for a protein of 759 amino acids. NCBI's taxonomy places the organism in Eukaryota, Fungi, Ascomycota, Sordariomycetes, Hypocreales, Ophiocordycipitaceae.
AUGGCUUCUCCAGCUCUGAUUCCGGCGCUUCCUCCGACGCUUCCCGAACCAGGUGGAGAGUUACCAGUCGAUUCAGCCGAUGAGUUCAGCGAAUCCAACGACUGCGACGAUUUCCACGACAACGACGACUGGGAUGGUCAGCCAUGGGAGGUAGUGUUUCCAUCGGACUCUCCCCUACUGACAACAAGCUAUGAGUCUUUUGAUCGACUCCUUGAUGUCUUGAAAGCGUUCUGCAUUCAGAAUCGGAUGGGCAUCGUUACUAUACGAAGUCAGAAGGAUAAGGCGAAGAAGCGAACGAUAAAAUAUGAACUUGCAUGUGACAAGAGUCGGCAUUUCAACCCAAAGGCAUCCGUGGCCAAAAUUCGCAAUACGAAUACAGCAAAGAUAGCCGCCAACUGUCCAUUCAAAGUCAUCGUUCAAUCCCUCCAGGCCAACAAUUACGAGUGGUCCAUGAGAAUUGUGAGCUCUCUUCAUCGAGACCACGGCCCAUCGCAAAGUCUUUCGGAGCACUACCAUUGGAGAAAGUUAACGGCGGAACAAAUGAAACUAUUGGAAGAUCUUUGUCUGGACACUACGAUUUCUUCUCGAUCCGUUCAUAAGCAGCUCUGCCAUAAGUGGCCCAAGAUCCCUGUUCGCAGAGCAGAUAUUUAUAACUGGAGAUGGAAAGUCAACCAGGCAAAACGUCAAGGCUAUGGUCCCGCCAACGAUUUUGUUAGGACGCUUUCUGAGUCGAAGAAAGUCUGGAUAUGGGGGCUAGACUGGAUCGAAGAUGAGUUCCGUUUUCGCCACGCCGCUUGGGGAUACCACCAGGGCGGCAAAAUGUGGCAACAGUUCUCGUCGUGUCUCCAGAUCGAUGCUACGUACAGUACCAACUGCUAUAAAAUGCCAUUGGUUACUGUUGUAACUGUGUCCUCGGAGAAGACAUCGAUGCCUGUCUGUUAUGGUCUACUCAAUAACGAGCAAUAUGCUAGUUUUGAGUGGUUUCUAAAGCAGGUAUCUAGAUUCCUACGAGCAGGCAUCAUUAGAUCCCCAGAGGUCGUUAUCACAGACAUGGACGAUCAGCUGCGCAAUGCCAUACGACAAAUAUUUCCCAACACGCAACUUCAGCUAUGUGUUUUCCAUAUCAACAGCAAUGUGGUCUCAUACAUCAAGAAGUGGUGGAAGAAGGAUAAUGACUCUGAUCUGGACGAUGACGCAGAAAAUUGGGACAAUACCGAUGCUCUUGACGUCCAAGAGAUGGAACGUGAGAAUACCGAGGUGAAAAACAUGAGGGACGCGAAGCUUGGUUCUCUUCCCAAACGAGUCCUUAAUACUCGUGCCGGCCUGUAUCUCCUCUGGAGAUUCAUGGUCUAUAGCAGAUCGGAAGAAGACUUCAUUCAGGCUUGGAAGCAACUUCAAGAGAGCUUUCCGCAGCAGAAGCGAAUUCUCCGAUACCUCAAGGACACGUACUUGCCACUGAAGAAAGAGUGGGCCUGUUGCUUUACACGAUAUUAUCGCAACUUCGGACUAAUUACUACAUCACCCGCCGAAUCAAAUCAUCAUUCCCUGAAGACGUACCACCUGUCCCUUCGGUCCGACCUCCCGGACGUCGAAGCGGCGGCUGCUAGUCAGACGGCGGAUAAGCGUCAACUGUAUAAAGAUAAAAUACAACAGGCUAAUACCACUAUUCGGAACCAGUUCUCGGGGAAGAGAAUGGCUCGGCCAGCUCCCCCCCUAAACGUGACUCGUUGGGCGCUAGACCAGCUAAACGAGAUGCACCGAGUUAUGGAAUCGAGCCGGGUCUCUAAGAAGGCACUGCCGCAAUGUUCUGGAUCCACGAGGGCUCAAUACGGUCUACCCUGUGCUCACAGGCUCUUGGAGCUAGCUCGUCGAAAGGAACCACUCAAGAGGCAAGACCUAGAUCCAUUCUGGCAUCUCAAGCGAUCACGAGACAUUGAUGAUCCUCUCCUUCAAAUACAACGUCCUCUAAUGGGGAUACCUAAGGGUCGACCACGCAAUGGCGAACCAUUUGGCAACGAACGCGCAAUCCCAGAGAAGCAGCUAGCCCCUCAAGGCUCAACACGGAGUGGCGUCCAGCGCUCAGCGCGUCGAAAUUACUCUCAAUUCGAACUGGGGCAACGCUGGAGGAAGAAUAUGCAGCAGACGCACAAGACAAACCGCGACGUCGGCCGAAACGGAGUAAAGUUGUCGAGUCAGGAAGCACUCGAGUUACGCGCCGACAGGCGAAGACACAGGACGACAGCAGCAAACGAGCUGAACGGUGUAACUCUUCUGAAAUGA